AUGGAGCUAACGCAACCCGAAUUAGAUGCCAAUUCGGACACACAGUUUCUGGAAGUUUCGUUGAAUGUUAAAGAAUAUAUAGUUGCUGGCUUCACUAUUCUUCGACUAGUGCUCAACCGCAAUACGCUGCAAUCGAUAGACGAUCAGGCUUUCAAUGGACCACUCCUAGAUUCGCUUGUCGAACUCGACCUUAACGAUAAUAAUCUAGGACAAAUCCCGCAAACAGGCCUCACACGACUUCGUAACCUCAGAAAGCUCUACCUGAACAGAAAUCGUAUCAAUACGCUUGCCUCUAAUGCGUUUGCCAAUUAUGAAAGCAAAGAUCUGCUGAUCAAGCUUUCGCUAGCAGGGAAUCGACUCACUGAUCAGUCUCUCACUGACACAGCAGUUUUCCGACCACUACGACUGCUGCAGGUUCGCGAACUACACCUAUUUUCUAGCUAA
This is a messenger RNA of Strongylus vulgaris, 444 nucleotides long. The record is from the annotation of a GenBank genome assembly. NCBI's taxonomy places the organism in Eukaryota, Metazoa, Nematoda, Chromadorea, Rhabditida, Strongylidae.